GCGGCGGGCUGUGGGGGUAGCCGGCCCGCGCUGACGCCCGCUGUGCCCCCAGGGGAGCCGGUACCUGCAGGAGAAGUCGCUGAAGGCGUCGUCGACGCUGUACGUGGGGAACCUGUCCUUCUACACCACGGAGGAGCAGAUCCAGGAGCUCUUCUCCAAGUGUGGCGACGUCAAGCGCAUCGUCAUGGGUCUGGACAAGAUCAAGAAGACGCCGUGCGGCUUUUGCUUCGUGGAAUAUUACACAAGAGUGGAAGCUGAACAUGCAAUGAGAUUUAUUAAUGGCACCCGUCUGGAUGACCGCAUUAUCCGGACAGACUGGGACGCAGGGUUUAAGGAGGGCCGGCAGUACGGGAGAGGAAAGACGGGAGGACAGGUGCGAGAUGAGUACCGGACGGAUUAUGACGUGGGAAGAGGUGGCUUUGGCAAGAUCAUCCAGAUGCAAAAGGCAAAUCAGCAGACUAUGAUCUACUAAGUGCCUCAUCUGUCCUAGCACAGAGAAGGGCACUGGUCCUCCAUAGAUAGCCCUGUCCUUGCCCUUUGGACUGGGGUGGGGAGCAAGGUCCAGGUUCCAGGACGAAGUGAUCCUCCUUAGACUGGCUGUCUACAUUUGCUCAUUCCCUUUCCCUUUGGGAUAGAGAGGCUGUUCCCUGCUAAUGCAGGGCAGCAAGGGAACAGCGUGGCCAGCUCUGCAGGAUUCUCUUUAAGGACAAGUGCAGCAUGGCACCCAGACCCUGGCAGCAACUCACUCCUCUUGCUCUCUCUGACACAGCUGGCUGCCUCCAAGGUGUUCUUCCAGCCACUGUUGUUGCCCUCAAGUUCAAGCUUUGAGAACUCAUCAGCCAUCAAAGCUGUCUCACCUGCCCAGGCACGGGCAGGAGUUUCAAGUCUACCGUUUACAUUGUCUCCUGCUGUUUUAAAGCACUGUUGCUGGCUUGGGUUGGAGAAGCAUAAUCAGACUGUACUGGCCAAUGCAAGUGGUGCCUGCACUUCUAGCCCUGGGCUCAGUCAGACCUGCAGAGUCCCUGUCCUCGCCGUGCCCUUGGCACUGCCUAGGUGGGGCACAGUCUCCCAGUUACUGUGUGGUUUUUGUUAAGUGUCUUUUGGGUUUUUUAAAUAAACGUAUAGUCCUGUCUCUGCA
Alligator sinensis (Chinese alligator) is the source of this 1138-nucleotide messenger RNA. RefSeq names its product nuclear cap-binding protein subunit 2. The transcript is spliced from 3 exons. Gene Ontology annotation, molecular function: RNA cap binding. Bases 185 to 472 code for a protein of 95 amino acids. Gene Ontology annotation, cellular component: nuclear cap binding complex. Lineage: Eukaryota; Metazoa; Chordata; Crocodylia; Alligatoridae. The record is from RefSeq and is a predicted model, not a curated record. Gene Ontology annotation, biological process: mRNA cis splicing, via spliceosome.